GCCAGCCGGUGUGCUUUCGUAAAAUCGCCAAGAUUGCAUAACGCGCUCGAUCCAAUUGCUGGGCAGUGGGCCAAUAACAUUCUUCUCUAGUUUCGGGUAACCGGCAUCGGCUCGAACGCAAUGAACGACAUCCGGCUGCUGAAGGAUCAACAGCGUGAAAAACAUCCAGGCUUUGAUUCGUACAUCGAGUGUAUGAGCCGGUCGUUGUUGACGGGUUUGGCGACGUUUUCACUCGGAUUCGCCGGUAUCUACUUCCUGCAACAGAUCGGGCAACGCUAUCUGCCGUACACUAAGAAAGGCAACAUACUGGUGGCAACGCUUGUUGCAACCGGUGCUGCGUACAAGGUGACCUCGGAUCGUACCCGUGCCUGUCAGGCACGGUGGAUGGCCGUAGAAGAGAAGUACAGCGUACUGCAGGAAGCAAUCGAGCCGGGAGCCGCAUCAAACGAGACGACAAUUUAG
Anopheles moucheti is the source of this 462-nucleotide messenger RNA. Its product is annotated as transmembrane protein 141. Bases 121 to 462 code for a protein of 113 amino acids. NCBI's taxonomy places the organism in Eukaryota, Metazoa, Arthropoda, Insecta, Diptera, Culicidae. The record is from RefSeq and is a predicted model, not a curated record. The transcript has a single exon.